This is a messenger RNA of Lobosporangium transversale, 219 nucleotides long. RefSeq lists its product as hypothetical. The transcript has 3 exons. The record is from RefSeq and is a predicted model, not a curated record. Gene Ontology annotation, cellular component: cytoplasm. NCBI's taxonomy places the organism in Eukaryota, Fungi, Mortierellomycota, Mortierellomycetes, Mortierellales, Mortierellaceae. Bases 1 to 219 code for a protein of 72 amino acids.
AUGAUCUCCAAGAUUGUCCACUACACUGCCGACGCUGUCCUUGUUUCUGCUGUACUUGCGGGCAUCAAGCGUAGCACUGGUUUGAGUGUCGCCACACACAAGAUUGAGAGCGAGGAUGUUCGUACCUACGUUGAUAAAUACCUGACAGUUGGCGAGUGGGUCGUUGACCAAGGAGCUGCAUUUUUGUCCACUUCUCAGUACUUUGAGCGCAAGCGGUAG